Molecule: messenger RNA, 861 nt
Organism: Pyrenophora tritici-repentis Pt-1C-BFP
Lineage: Eukaryota; Fungi; Ascomycota; Dothideomycetes; Pleosporales; Pleosporaceae
Source: RefSeq, a predicted model, not a curated record
AUGCGCCUCCCCUCCUCUAAAAACCCCUGGCUCACAUCCCCCACCCACACCGCCCUCGUCCCAAUAAACACCACACACGUCCUCUCCACCACAAUCAGCGGCCCCCUACGCACACCCACCUCCCCGCUCCUCAUCUUCUUCACCGGCGCCGGCGCACCCAGCGCAGUAUACACGCUCCUCCAACGCCACCUCUCGCCCCACAUACGCUGUCUGUUCUACGACCGCGCCGGCUACGACCACAGCACCCUACCACCGCAAAUAACACAAAUCCUAUGCCAUGACACAGCGCGGGAUCUGCGUAUCCUGCUUAGAGAAACCGGGCUUGAGGGACCGUACUUACUCGCCGCCCACUCCUUCGGCGGAAUAGCAGCGCGGACGUUUCUGCAAACAUGUUCGGAAGGCGAGGUGGGCGGUAUGUUACUGUUCGACACCGCGAGCGAGCUCAUGCUAGCGCUGUUCAAUCAUAUCCCGCCGCGGGAAUUGGAAGCCGUGGGCAAAUAUGUUAAUCUAGCCGCCCUCACGCAUCUGAAGCAAGAAGCUGGGUUCAGCGACGCAGAGUGGAGGUACGCGAUUGAAGCGACGGGGCGGAGCUCGCGAGCGCUUGCAUUGGAAGACACGCAUGCGUCUGCGCAUGCGCUGGCGCUGAGUCGUCAGAUUGAUAAUGUGGCGUUUGGGGCACGGCCGUUGACAGUCGUGCAGUGUAAUAUUGCGGGGGAUUAUCAGGUUUUGUAUGAUGAGGGGGUUAGGUUGGGUGGGGGCACGGAGGAGGAGAGGGGGGUUGCAAAGAAGUUUAUUGAGGGGGCGAGGGUUUUUCAUGGACAGCUUGCUAGGGCGCAGUGUGGGUUGAGUGGGGGAUGUUGA